AUGCCUAAAUCAAACGAUCAGCUCAAGAGCGGCGUUUCCCUUCCGGGAGCCGUAAUGGAAGAUGAGUGGAUGCCACCAGCUGUUAGACAGAAUACAAUUCUGUCUGCCUCAGCUCGUGGGCUCGUGACCAGCCGCGGUCUAGGUGGUGCUCAACGGAGGUUGAACAUCUCUAGACCUGCAGCUGGUCAUAUGAGGUUCACUCUUCCAGGAGCUGUGGAGGAUGAUAAGGAGUUUAGCCCGACAGCUGUUAGACAGAAUACCAUCCUGUCUGCGUCAGCUUGUGGGCUCGUGACCGGCAGCAGUGUAGGUGAUGCUCAACGGAGGUUGAACAUCUCUACACCUGCAGCCGGUCACGUGAGGUGUGCCCUUCCUGGGGCCGUAGAGGAGGACGAGUAUAGCGGAGCAGAUGUUAGACUGAAUAACAUCAUGUCUUCGUCAGCUCGUGGGUUCGUGACCAGCAGUGGUGUAUGUGAUGCUCGACGGAAGUCAAACAUCUCUACACAGGCAGCUGGUCACAUAAACCUUCCCCUUCCCGGGGCUGUAGAUGAUGAGGAGUGCAGCCGAGCAGCCGUUAGACAGAAUACCAUUCUGUCUACGUCAGCUUGUGGGCUCGUGACGGGAAGCAGUGCACGAGAUGUUCGGCAGAAGUCAAACAUCUCUACACCUGCUGCUAGUCAAGAGAGCAUCACCCCUCCAAGGGCUGCAAAAAAGGAGGAGAGGAGAAAGAAAAAAGCUGAUAAAAAACCAAAACAGCCAAAGGGAAAGAGCAUCCGUGCUUUUUUCCGUAGAACAGUCCAGGCUAUACAGCAUGCCUGCUGUAUCUGCCAAAAUGAGGAUGACCUGGAGUCAUCUGAUCCAGAUGAUCCUAAGCCAGGUCCAUCCAACCUGCUGUCAAGUACCCGUGAAGAUCCAACUGAUCUGCAGAAAGGUCCAUCUGGACUCAAGCAUACGGGUUUUCAAGAACCAGCCUAUUGCCUGGCUGGUUCAUUUACCUUGGAGACAACAGAAAUCCAAGAAGAGACUGAUCAUAACCAAGGUCCAUUCGACCCGGAGGAGCUUCGUGCUCAACCUGAUCAGGCUUUUUGUAAGCCAGGCCCUUUCGGCCUGCACGGAGCCCGUGAGCAAGAUAGUCCCUUCGGACUUGAGCAAGCGCGCCAUGAAGAACCAGCCUAUUGCCUGGCGGGUUCAUUUUCCUUGGAGAAAACAGAAAUCCAAGAAGAGACUGAUCAUAACCAAGGUCCAUUCGACUCGGCGGAGCUUCGUGCUCAACCUGAUCAGGCUUUUUGUAAGCCAGGCCCUUCCGGCCUGCACGGAGCCCGUGAGCAAAACAGUCCCUUCGGACUUGAGCAAGCGAGCCAUGAAGAACCAGACUAUUGCCAGUCUGGUUCAUUUACCUUGGAGACAACAGAAAUCCAAGAAGAGACUGAUCUUGAACACGGUCCAUUCGACCCGGAGCCAAGUGCUCAAAGUGAUCAGCCAGGCCCAUCCGCCCUGAACACUGCUAGGAAGUUUUCAUUGCUUUAUGAAGUGGGAAAGUGGAUUGGAAGAGGUGUCUUUGGCGAUGUCCAUGCUGGGACUCAGAAAUCUGAUGGCAGAAAGGUUGCCAUCAAAUUUAUUGACAAGUCGAAGCACUGUGACCGCUUCAUUACGAUGCAUGGACAUGCCAAGCCUCUGUGCUCCGAAGUGGCUAUCAACCUGAUGCUGCUAAAACCGGAAAAAAGCCCCUGCAUCGUGGAAAUGUUGGACUGGUUUGAAGAGGAAGAUCGGCGUAUCAUCGUGUUGGAGUUUCCAGAACCCUGCAUAAGUCUCUUUGACUUUGUCGAGAUGAAUGAAGAAGAUCUGUCUGAGGUCCAGGCACGUCACUUCAUGCGGCAGGCAGUGGUCGCAGUUAUGCACUGCAUUGACAGAGGUGUCUAUCACGCAGACAUAAAGCUUGAAAACUUUCUUGUCAAAACUGACACGAUGGAGCUGAAAUUGAUCGAUUUCGGAGUCAGCUUAAUUAUGCCAUCGUAUAGCAGUGUGCGACGCAUGGCUAUUGCAGAUAUGGUCGCUGAUUUGGGCAUUUUAUUGUUCAAACUGUUGCCUAGACCAAGUCCAUUUGACAAAAAUGCUGUGAUAUCCGAUGCGUGUAAAGACUUGCUACAUCGCUGCAUGGACCUCAAUCCAGACAGAAGGCCAACAUUAGAAGAAAUCUUACAACAUAAAUGGUUCGAUGAGGGAUAAAGAUCCUCAAAUUGACUUCAGCGAGCGAGAGCAGAGGCAGAAGUGUAGAAGUCAAAGGAGAAAAUGAAAAUUAAGCAUAAAGAAAAAAUAAAGCAAUCAUUAUUAAUGUUCAAUGUUUGUGAAUCUGGGGAAAAAUUUAAGGCCCUGGGAAGCUUUUAAAAAUAUACAUACAUAGAUACAGGUCAUUAAAGGGCUUGAAUCUAUCAAAAAAUUCUAGACUUUUUAAGCACACGUGCUAAACUGUUCGCUUUAAAUGCUUAUAUCUUCUGUAUGCGAAUGUUGAUUCAUACCAAAAUGCUUUUUUGCAUAGUUGUGUUUGACACAUGAAAACGUCUUGGGUUACGUAUUUAACUGUUGUUCCCUGAGAAGGGAAUGAGACGCUGCGUCUACCUUGCCAUACAUCCUGCGUCCCUGUAACGCCGUCUUUGGCAAUAUUUCAGAUAGUGAUAUACUUCCUGGCUCCCGCGUCAUCCUGUCUUUGUCGUUAAGCCUCACCAUUGGUUGAAUUUGAUAUACACAUUUAGACGCACUUACCCCUGCAGGCUUCCUCAAAGUGUCACCGCAGUGAAGCAGCGCAAGUUCCCUUGAAAGGGAACUGUAACAAUGUAUCUUAAAAGGUAACACAAUGUAACCUUGCUCUCACUUGAAAUGUGUCCCCACAUUUAGUCAUUGAAUUUGAGGGUAUUGGACCUGGAAAGUCCUUGAAAGGUCCUUGAAUUUGAAGUUAACUAAGGUGUGGAAA
Misgurnus anguillicaudatus (oriental weatherfish) is the source of this 2965-nucleotide messenger RNA. The record is from RefSeq and is a predicted model, not a curated record. Lineage: Eukaryota; Metazoa; Chordata; Actinopteri; Cypriniformes; Cobitidae.